Molecule: messenger RNA, 2678 nt
Organism: Notodromas monacha
Lineage: Eukaryota; Metazoa; Arthropoda; Ostracoda; Podocopida; Cyprididae
Source: the annotation of a GenBank genome assembly
AUGACCUUUUUCCGUCGUACCGCUGCAAUCUCGGGGUCAUUCAUAGAAGCAGCGUUGGUGUAUCAUCAUUGCCUGUUUGGAGUCCGUUAUGACUUCCUGUGUGCAAAUUACACAGCUUUUGACCAGCGGACUUUUAUUUGCCACUUCGUUUCAGAAGUUGAUUGCGAGAGGUCUGAACUGUACUUUAGCAGAAACGAUGAGCUGUACAAACCGGCGUCAUCGUCCACAACAACCACGACGACGACGACGACGCAGGCGCCAUUGCCGCCGCCGCCACAGCGGCAACAACACGCCCUGGAUGGAGGCGGCGGUGGUGGUGGUGGCGGUAGAAGGCGUCCUUUGGGCGGCAGAGGACGGCGGCGGCGCCCGUUCCGCAGGCGGCGUCCGCAGCGUCCAGCUUACUACGACUACGAUUAUUACGACCGGGACUAUUACGACUACGAUUAUUAUGGUGGCAAGCAGCAAUCAACCACCACCACUACUACCACGACGACAGAGGCGCCAGCAGCAGCACCACCGCAAUCAGCUGCAGUCGGGGGACGACGUCAACGGCGCCCUCCGACACGACGAGUCGCCGCCGCCCCUCCAGAAGAACAGGCGCCACUCGACCCCGGCGCCCGUUUAGCUGUGUUUUCUCGCCCUCGGGCAGCGCCGAAAAUCCGCCCCCCAGUUCCCGUCAGCGAGAAGGAAAAAUUCGACCAAAUCCAAGGUCGCGACGAGGUCAUCCAACAGCCUCAAGCGGAGGAACCUCUACCUCCACGUCUUCAACAACAGUCGCAACAAAGGCAACCCCAACAGCAACAGCAACAGGCUGACUAUUACGACUACUACUACUACGACACCACUGGAGAGUCCAACAACAACAACAACAAGGAAAACAGCGGGGUUGUGGAGAAGCCGGGGACGAGGAUAGCGGCCGACUCCAGGGGAACGACGCAGAACGUAGUCGAGGAGGAGACCCUUCCACCGCCGGCGCUUGAACCCAUCAGAAGUAAUCAACGCCAGGUGUCGCAGCCAGUUCAGCAGCAGACCUUCGUGACCAACGAACGGAGGCCGCUGCGGUUCCGACAGCGCGGUGGGAAUCUACGGGGUCGCAAUAACAGACCUCCACAAAUCAACGACAUAUCCGGCAGUUCCGACAUUUCUGGCCCUGGCCCAGCUCUUGCCAGGGACACGAUCGAACCCGAAACCACAAUUCCAGCAAGAACAACAACAACAACAACGACGACGACGACUCAAGAGCCCGCGACAACGACGACGCGGAGAUCCCGCCAACGUGGACUCGUCCGACACCGACUCGAACGCAUCAACCCAAACAAUCCCCCAGUAGAAGAAGAACCACAACCGCAAGAGCAAGAAGAAAGUUUCAUCCCAGAUGAACCACUUAUUAUUGAAGAGGAAGAAAUCCCAGAACCCAUCGUGAUCCCAGAAGGCAGGCAUUCUCGUCCAGCAUCACCACCACCGUCGCAACCGGAAGUUCGAAUCCGACCCCGAGGCUCAGACUUCCAGUUCGGUGGCUUUCGAACCGCGACCCAGCGCCCCAUCGUCGCAUUCGACCUAGACUCACUCGCGCGCGCAGUAGGCGACACCUUUGAGCCAGCGGCGCAAGAACCUCAACCACCCGCUUUACCGCAAGAGCGACAGGUGUCGCGCGUGCUCCAAAGUCGCUCGCGCGUCGAUUCGGCAUUCGUCAACAGACCACCGCCACCACCAGCGAUGGCUACUUCCAGCGCUGAAGCCCUGUUCGUGAAGGAAUCUGAAUUGGCUUCAAUGCCUCUGCGAUUGCCCAAUUUCACGAGGGGCUUCUCAAAAGCCCCCUCUGCUGCGUUUUCGCGACAGUUUGCGAGGCGUUCUUCAGCGGAGGAAACUGCGGACAUUGCGCCCAGCAGACCUUUAAAUUCUAGCAUCAGGAGACGGUUCUCCAGGUUUCAUGCUGUUGAAGAACAGCCUCAGGGCGCUUCGAGUCGGGUGCUGAUGGUAUCGCAAGCUUGAAGCAAAAAGUUUUUGUUUCUACAGCGAAAAGAAAAGACGAGAAAACCCCACAGAAAAAAAACAAAACAAAAUUCGGUGAUCGGUUCCAGAGCUUUUUGUGUGUCCCACGAAAGCGAGGGAAGAAAAAGAAGAAAAAUUAUACCUGCGUUUUUGAAGGUGUCGCAUUUGAGCAACGUUCGGCGUUCGAAAUUCUUGCGCUGGUGAUUCGAUCGGUUCCCUGUCGAUUUAAAUUUGAUCUGACUUGAAUUAUUUCCAAACACACAAAAAAAUAAAACGGAAAAGAAUACUGUGAAGAAAAAAGAAGGUUGGUGAAUAUCAUUCCGAGGCCUAUACAGAAUUAGCCUCUUUAAUGAUGCCGAACAAAAAAAAAAUUGUUUUCUCGAGGGAUUUUAUGAUUUACGUUCGAAGAAGUUAUAAUUUUGAAUCUUCGUGGAGUUUGUUUUCAUAAAUUUUAUUUAUAUGCAUUAUGCAUAAGAUUGUUCUUCUUCUUUUUUUUAGACGAAGAAGAAACAAAAAGUCAUUGAUGUGAAAGUUUUUUGAGACAAAAGAUGCCAUAAAGUAGUUCUUAUUUUGCGUGUGUGCGUGUGCUGAUGAUGCUGAUUGCAUGUUUCUGCUAUGGAAGAUUUUUUUUCUUCCCCGAGAGAAAAUGAAUGCGAACAGGAGAAAAAUUUUGCGCAAAAAACAAA